UGUGCAUGCUGUCAUUGGAGAUUUUGACAUUUGACAUUAUUUUCAUCUCGCAGCUUUGCAAAAUAUCAAGCUAUAUGUUCAAAGUACACUGUGAUAUCAAGUAUAACUUGUAUGAUACUAAAUAGCUUCAAGGUUUUCAACGUGAGUUGGACUUUACACUCAGUGUAUACAUUAACUUUGUUAAUGAAUCCCGCUUACAAACUUUAUAAUAAACUAGCCAUGAGUCUCACACCUGGGGCUCUGUUAUCUAGUGCAGCUAAAGAAAGGUGUAUUGCAAGCAUAAGUGAACUGCCGUCCUUCAAUAUUAGAAGUGGAAAAAUAAAAUCCAGUGCGUCUGUCUUAGUUCCCGUAUGCGUGGAAAAUGGGGAAGUAUGUCUUUUGUACACAUUGCGAUCUUCAAAUUUAAGCUCACACAGUGGCCAGGUAUCAUUUCCUGGCGGCAAAAUGGAUAAGAAUGAAACUGUUUAUGAUGCAGCCCUCCGCGAAACAGAAGAAGAAAUAGGCGUUCCAGCUAAAGAUAUAGAAAUCUGGACAAAAAUGUCUGAAGUUCAAGGUCGAGACCAAAAAAUCCUGAUUACACCUGUAGUUGGUGAAAUUAAGAACUUUGAAAUAAACAAAUUGGUACCAAAUGAAAAUGAAGUGGCUGAUGUAUUCACUAUUCCUAUGAAAGUGUUCUGUGACACAAACAAUCAUGGUUGUAUUAGAUACAACGGCUUUGUUAUCCCAGUGUUCAAUGGUGGUAAGCACAGGGUGUGGGGCAUCACAGGGAUAAUCACACAUCUCUUCUUAAACUCUUUCCUGCCUAGUGAAUGUUAUAGUCCAGAGUUUUUGAGAAAAGAAUACAAAAUAAGUGAACUUAUGCCUGCAAAACUUUAAGCAUAGACUCACAUUGGACUUCGAACCAAAUUGUUUCAUUAGGAAAAUUGAUUUAUUUUUUUAUUUAUUAUUUUAAGUGACGAUAAUUUAUUUUAAAACUGUAAAACUAGAUUUAUGAAUAGUAAGUACAAGGAAUAUACACAAGGACAGUAUUGUAUAUAAGUAAGUAGUAUUGUGUCAUAAAUUUUGGACACAAAAUGUAAUUAAGUACAAUACAACUAUGUAAUGUUGGUUAACUAUGAUUGGCAUUGGACACAUAAAUGAUAAUUUAUUGGAAUUAAGAACUUUGUAUAUGUAUAUUAAUGAAAAAUAUAAAUAUUUUAUUUACCUAUUUAUUAUUCUGAAAUAUUUUUCUGAUGUAAUAAUUUUACAAAACAAUGUAACGUGUAACCUUUCAGUGUACUUAUAGUUUCAAGAGUAACAUAAUUUACUCUGUGAUUACACAUGAUAAGACUAUGGUGACUACUAUCUAUAUAUGGUAUUAUAUAUUAUAUACGUGACUAGCUAAUAAGCAAUAUCCACAAAGAAGUAAAACUGCAUGCCAAAGUUGUUAUUUUUAAGUUAAUAUCUCUGAUACAAAAAUAAUAAGUGCAUGUUACUCUGCCAAUAAGUAUCUGUAAUGUAAUUGGCAGCAGUAGCAUAACUUUACUCAACAUUGGCUCUGAUUGGCCAUAAACAGUAUUGAUUUACUUAUAUAUACUAUACAACUUAUGUUAUAAUGCCCUUGCCAAUUUGUAGAGACUAUCCCUGUAUACUGUACAGUACAGACAUUCUCAAUAUCAGUAAUUGUCAACAAACAUUCACUGUAAAUAGACUUUCUCUGGGUAAUAAAAUAUAAGUACUUAUAAACUUGUGUGGUCAUGGACAAGUGAUAAUAUUCUGUUGUAUACUUGUAGAAUAAGUAUCCAUAUCUCUGGUGAUGUGAUAAUUUAUAUCUUGUCAUUAUUUAAUAAGGACACAUAGAGGAAUUUUCAUAGUUUUUAAUUAAAUACUUAUUAACAAAUUA
Messenger RNA from Helicoverpa armigera (cotton bollworm), 1882 nucleotides. Its product is annotated as mitochondrial coenzyme A diphosphatase NUDT8. Gene Ontology annotation, molecular function: coenzyme A diphosphatase activity. The coding region runs from base 112 to 876 and encodes 254 amino acids. The transcript has a single exon. NCBI's taxonomy places the organism in Eukaryota, Metazoa, Arthropoda, Insecta, Lepidoptera, Noctuidae. The record is from RefSeq and is a predicted model, not a curated record.